Messenger RNA from Arachis ipaensis, 1274 nucleotides. RefSeq names its product B-box zinc finger protein 19. The record is from RefSeq and is a predicted model, not a curated record. Gene Ontology annotation, cellular component: nucleus. Gene Ontology annotation, molecular function: zinc ion binding. Lineage: Eukaryota; Viridiplantae; Streptophyta; Magnoliopsida; Fabales; Fabaceae. Gene Ontology annotation, biological process: regulation of DNA-templated transcription; photomorphogenesis.
AUUUGAAAAAUAAUAAUAAUAGUGAGCGACGAAUAGGAAGCAGCAAGGAGCCCCUGACCCUGCUUUCCAAGUUUGAACUUCCUUCUUCCUCAUUCCUUCUAUUUGUUAUUCUUCUUCUGUUAAUGAUGCUAACUACCUGAACCACUUGUUCAAAUCGCAAAGUUAUUGCGGAGGAAGAAAGAGCGAGAAAGCAGUGCAGCUGAAGAAUAAUUGACGUUUGAAAGGCAUAAUUAUUAAGAGAGCGACAAUGAGAACCCUCUGCGACGUAUGCGAAAACGCCGCUGCAAUUUUAUUCUGCGCCGCCGACGAGGCCGCUCUUUGCCGCUCUUGCGAUGACAAGGUCCACAUGUGUAACAAACUUGCUAGUAGACAUGUUCGAGUUGGACUUGCUGAUCCUAGUGAUGUUCCUCGAUGUGAUAUAUGUGAAAAUGCACCUGCUUUCUUUUACUGUGAGAUAGACGGUAGUUCGUUGUGUCUACAAUGUGAUAUGAUAGUACAUGUUGGUGGUAAAAGAACUCAUGAAAGGUAUCUCUUGUUGAGACAGAGAAUUGAGUUUCCAAGUGACAAAACUGGUGGAUUGGAUGAAUUUGGAUUGCAAACUUUGGAUCAAAAUGAACCAAGGAGAGACCAGAGUCAAUCAAUCAAGCUAAAUGCAAGAGAUAACCACCAGAGUCACAAUCACAAGGUUAUAUCAGUUACAAUGCUAGAAAAUAAUAUUGAUGGUCAUAGAAAAAUGGACAAAAAACUGUUUGAUCUUAAUACCAGGCCACAACGGAUAAAUGGUUCAACAUCAAACAACCUGGAUAAGGAUAUAUUGGGCAGUAAUAAUCAUGAUUCUAUUGGUGUUGUACCGGUAGAAUUGUUCAAACAAGAAGCUGAGAAGUAAUUAAGAUAUCACUAGAGAAUUGACUUCCAUGCUUACUGAGGGUUUCAAUUCUCACUCAAAUUUAUUUAUCUAGACCAUUGAUGUUUAUAGAAAUUGCAUUAACCCCUGUAAAAAGUUUGGUAGAUUAAGAAAAAUUUCGAAAAGUCUAUCACUACCAACAAAAGAUGCUUAUUUGACGUUAAAUGGAUUUGUGCUAAUCAUGAUUCAUGAUAUUUAUCAUGACUUGAGAUAGGAUAAAGAUUUUUACAAUAGGCACAUAAAAUCCUCCUCCAAUAAUUGUACCUCUUAAUUUAUAGGCCUAAUUUUUUAUUUACAAAUUACGUAUGGUCUGUCAUGUACGCAUAGCCACAGUUGGUUGAUCAAUCUAAUUUUAUUGCAGUUUAAUGAA